AUGGACACUGUGACACAUGACCUCCAAUCGCCUCAUCCAUGGUCACUCCUCUACGCCGACGAUGUCUUCUUGGCAAAUGAACAACGUGCAGACCUCCAAAAGCAAAUGCGGCAAUGGAAUGAACGGCUCGGUGAAUUUGGACUUCAACUGAACAUCAAGAAAACGGAAUAUAUGGAAUGUAGCCCCCAAAUCGAUGGAACCAUCAGCACUGGUGGAGAAGACUUGAAGAAAGUAGAGCAAUUCAAGUACCCUGGCUCCCUCAUAUGCAGCGAUGGCGAUAGCUUUUCGGAUGCCCGCACCCAUGUCCAUGCCACCUGGAAGAAGUGGUGCCAGGUGACUGGAGUCCUGUGUGAUCGUCGGAUGCUCCUACGCCUCAAGUCAAAGGUCUACAGAACGAUAGUGCACCCAGUCACCCUCUACGGGUUGGAGUGCUGGCCAGCAACAGCAAAGCACGAGCAGGCCCUGCAUGUGAUGGAAAUGCAAAUGCUCCGAUGGUGCCUUGGACUAAUGAGAUUCGACCACGCCAUGAACGAUGAUGGCCGACAACGACUGGGAGUCAUGCCAAUCGUGGCAAAACUACGUGAACGUCACCCCUAAAGAUAUGGACACGUCAUACGCAGCAAAGAAGACUCGGUGGCGAGGACAGCCAUGCGCCUGGACCCUGGUGGCUGGCAGCCCAGUGGUAGACCCAAGAAACGGUGGAUGGACUGCAUUAAAGAGGACAUGGAAUGUGUGAACGUCACCCCUAAAGAUGCCUUGGACCAAGCCAAAUGGAGACGGAUAUGCCGACAAGCGGACCCAGCCAUAGCGCGG
Candoia aspera is the source of this 813-nucleotide messenger RNA. RefSeq lists its product as uncharacterized. NCBI's taxonomy places the organism in Eukaryota, Metazoa, Chordata, Lepidosauria, Squamata, Candoiidae. The record is from RefSeq and is a predicted model, not a curated record.